Salvia splendens (bonfire salvia) is the source of this 1575-nucleotide messenger RNA. RefSeq names its product glycosyltransferase BC10. The record is from RefSeq and is a predicted model, not a curated record. Gene Ontology annotation, molecular function: glycosyltransferase activity. NCBI's taxonomy places the organism in Eukaryota, Viridiplantae, Streptophyta, Magnoliopsida, Lamiales, Lamiaceae. The coding region runs from base 43 to 1110 and encodes 355 amino acids. Gene Ontology annotation, cellular component: membrane. The transcript has 2 exons.
UAUUUGCAAUUUGCAACAACCUUGACCACUCCAAAACCCUCAAUGGGCUCCGCCUCAGCCAUGGCCUCCGCCCUCCCCCUCCUCCUCUCUCUCCCCCUCCUCUACUUCUUCCUCGCCCCUCGCUUCCUCUCCCCCCGCCAAAUCCCCAUCCCUCCCGACGACGAGCUCCACGACUUCUCCCUUUUCCACAAGGCCAUCGCCAUGGAAUCCUCCACCCGCUCCCCCCACCAUCUCCCCGCCGCCAAAUCCCACCUCUCCGCCCCCCUCCGCUCCCCCAAGAUCGCAUUCCUCUUCCUCACCAACUCCCCCCUCCACUUCGCCCCCCUCUGGGAGCGAUUCUUCUCCCCUCCCCCCUCCUCCCUCUACAACAUUUACAUCCACGCCGACCCCUUCUCCCCCCUCCCUCCCCUCCACGGCGUCUUCCGCGACCGCCUCAUCCCCGCCAAGCGCACUCAGCGCUCCUCCGCCACCCUCAUCUCCGCCGCCCGCCGCCUCCUCGCCACCGCCAUGAUUGACGAUCCCGCCAACACCUAUUUCGCCCUAAUUUCGCAGCACUGCAUCCCCCUCCGGUCCUUCAACUACCUCCACUCCUUCCUCUUCGAUCUCUCCCGCCUCUCCCCGGAUCUCGAAUUCCCCAGCUACAUCGAGAUCCUCGACAAAGAGUCCCAUCUGUGGGAUCGCUACAACGCCAGGGGCAGAAACAGCAUGCCUCCCGAGGUGCAUUUCGACCAAUUCCGAGUUGGAUCGCAAUUCUUCGUUCUCGCCCGGAAGCACGCGCUGAUGGUGAUCAAGGACAGGAAGCUAUGGCGGAAAUUCAAGCUCCCCUGCAUCAAUGUCCAGUCGUGCUAUCCCGAAGAGCAUUAUUUCCCCACAAUGCUGUCGAUGCAGGAUCCCACUGGCUGCAGCCAUUACACUCUAACUAGGGUUAAUUGGACCGGUACCGUGAAUGGCCAUCCCCACACCUACCACCCCCCUGAAAUCUCGCCGCAGCUCAUCCAUCGCCUCAGAGAAUCCAAUUCCACUUAUUCCUACAUGUUCGCCAGGAAAUUCUCGCCGGAUUGCUUGAAUCCGUUGAUGGAGAUGGCGGAUUCGGUUAUCCUCAACGACUGAUCUUUCGCUCUGAUGAGAAAAAGGCAAGAGUUUUUUGAGGCUGUGAAACGUGAGGAUAUGGAGUGACCACGUGGGAUUAGGGUUUUUGAGUGGCUAUGAAAAUAAAAUGCCCUCAACCUUAGCAACCCACAAGUGUUCCAUCUGCAGUAAUCCAAGAUGGCCGAAGUUUAAAAUAUCUGGGAACCAAACUAUAGUAUGUUGGUAGUGGUGGUUGAAUGUUUUGAAUUUCAAUACCAAAUUUAAAAAGAAAAAGAAAAAGAAAAAGAAAAAGAAAAAGAAAAAGAAAAAAUGGGGGAGAUUUGUUUGUGAUUAGGACAAUUUGGUCUUUUUGUUGUUGUUCAUUAUUGUACAUAUGUAUGAGGUGUUCAUUCUCAUAGAUCCUUGGCUUUGCAUCUAAAGAGAUGCAAAAUUGUCAACUCUGCUACCCCUUUUUAGGGAAUUCAAUGCAUUUGUAAAUUGCAAAUA